UCAAGCUAGCUUGUUAGCUCUCUUACAAAGAGACGGAAGUGAUCAACACAUCGCUAAGCAGAGAUCGAGUGUGAGUGUAAAGUGUUGUGAUUGUGUGAAAAUGUGUAAAGUACAAAUGCUGAGAGCGUUGGUGAAUCAGCGACUAACUGCGGCUGUUGAAGAAAUAUUUGUAGUGUUGGAAAGAACGAUAGCAGAGUACGAGGAGGAACUUUCUCGAACAAAAGAGGAUAACGAGCGACAACGUCAACUACUGGACGCUAUUUUCAAGAAGCAUCAAGUUGUAUUACACAGAGCAGAUAUCAGUGAAGAAGACCUUCUCCCUGAGCAGCAGGAGUGGAGCUCCAGGGUGGAGCGGGAGGAGCCACAGCCCUACCACAUUAAAGACGAAGAGGAGGAGCCUGAGCCCCCCCAUGUUAAAGAGGAAGAGGAGGACCACAGCAUCAGUCAGGAGGGAGAGCAUCUUGAAGGACUGGAGGAGUUCCCCUUCAUUGGUGUCCCUGUGAAGAGUGAAGAUGAUGAAGACAAAGGUGAAAGUGAGGAGAAGAGAGAGGUGGAGCCUCCAAGCAGCAGCUCAACUCAACACAUGACAACAGAAGCUGAUGGAGACCACUGUGGAGGAUCACAAGCAGACAACCUCUUAGCUCCACUAUCAGAUAGUGACGACACAACGUCACACUCUCCUGACACUGAUGAUGAAGACUCUAAAGCUGAUAUGACAUGUCACACUGACCACACACACUUUAAAUGCUCUCAAUGUGACAAAACGUUUAAUUACCGUGGUAGUCUGAAAAGACACAUGAAGAUACACACAGGAGAGAAACCAUUCAAAUGCUCAUUUUGCGAUAAAAGAUUCACCCUAAAGGAAAAUUUGAACUCUCACAUCAGAAUACACACCGGAGAGAAACGUUUUACCUGUUCAGUGUGUGGUAAAGGUUUUUUACGCAAUCAAGGGAUGAAAAUACACAUGAGACUACACACAGGAGUAAGACCGUACACCUGUCCGUUCUGUGGGAUAGGUUUUGUCCAGAGUUCAGACUUGAAAAGACACAUGUUAAAGCACACAGGAGAGAAACCGUUUCCCUGUUUAGUCUGUGGUAAACGAUUCCCUCUAAAGUCAACUUUGAACACACACACAAAAUUACACACUAGAGAGAAACAUUUUACCUGUACACUUUGUGAUACAGGUUUUGUUAAAAAUUCAGAUUUGAAAAGACACAUGAGAAAACACACUGGUGAGAAAGUGUUUAGUUGCAGUGUGUGUGGUGAAAGAUUCUCUUAUAAGUACCAGCUUAACAAUCACAAGUGUGCUGGUGAGAACAGCAGCAGUAAAUGAAGCUGUAGGACUUGAAAUACAAACUGUCAAGACUUUGAUAACUUGGACUUUCUAGCAUCAUGUAACGUGUGACAUCAUCAUUGUGUGUGCAAUCCA
Dunckerocampus dactyliophorus (ringed pipefish) is the source of this 1429-nucleotide messenger RNA. RefSeq names its product zinc finger protein 771-like. Gene Ontology annotation, biological process: regulation of transcription by RNA polymerase II. The coding region runs from base 101 to 1333 and encodes 410 amino acids. The record is from RefSeq and is a predicted model, not a curated record. The transcript has 3 exons. Gene Ontology annotation, molecular function: RNA polymerase II transcription regulatory region sequence-specific DNA binding; DNA-binding transcription factor activity, RNA polymerase II-specific. Gene Ontology annotation, cellular component: nucleus. NCBI's taxonomy places the organism in Eukaryota, Metazoa, Chordata, Actinopteri, Syngnathiformes, Syngnathidae.